This is a messenger RNA of Chlorocebus sabaeus (green monkey), 7499 nucleotides long. The record is from RefSeq and is a predicted model, not a curated record. Lineage: Eukaryota; Metazoa; Chordata; Mammalia; Primates; Cercopithecidae.
GCCACCAUGCCCGGCCUUUUUACAUAGCAUUUACAUUACAGUAGGUAUUAUAUGUAAUCUAAGGAUGAUUUAAAAUAUAUGGGGGAUGUACUGGGUUACAUGCAAAUACUAUGCCAUUUUAUAUCAGGGACUUGAGCAUCUACAGAUUUUAGUAUGGGUGAGGGGGGCGUGGAACCAAUCCCCUGUGGAUACUAAGGAAUGACUAUAUACUAAAAUGACCCUGAAUCAUAAAGCUGUUAAAAUCUUUAAAGUUUCAGGUAAACCUCAGUCAUCUGGAAACGCUAUGGGAAUGCCCCGGGCCUGCAGUCAGAAAGAGAGUCUGCAGUUUGCACUCCAGCUUUCUCCUGCUGGCCAUGUGACCAAGGCCAUUCUUUAACAGUUAGUUUUCUAAGACGUAGGUCUAAAUAGAGCUCCAAAGGGAGGUGGUAAAUGUGAACGUAUGCCACAAGUUUUUAUUAUGUUCCCUUCAACUCAAAAUGAUGCGCACGGCCUAGACCACAACUCCCCCAAAUCUGCCCCUCCUCCGGUCCCUCAUUCAUAAUGUAGGGUUCUCUAAUGCCCUAGCCUGCAGGGCAGUGAGGCCGGCCUGAGUAAGCCCUCAUGUGUGUUAGAGGAGUCCCAGGAUUACAAAGCACCAGAGCUCAUACCCUGUCUAUAAAGAGAGCCACUCAGCCACCACCCGUGUGCCAGGCCUGAGCCUCAUCUCCCUGGUGCCUUGUGCAAUGUGUGGCACAGUGAGAACCUGGCCCUGCUGUCCUGAAAAUCUUCACCCUGUCCAGGGCCUUAUGCACCAAUGGCUGCCAAGUCAGCAGCUUGAGGGCCGAUCAACUCCUCAUCUCCACUCCCAGCCCAUUGUCUUCACUGUGUCUCACCCUUGAGAUAAAUUAAAAGUUAUAACUGUCCUUUAUCACUAGGCCUGCCAACUGAGGAGUGUCCUGAGAUGCAGGACUUGAAGUUUUAAAACUGGGAUCGUAGGUCAUCCUAUAUAUGGCCCAACUGAAACUCUAUCUCCUCUAAGCUAGUGUCCCAGUCUCUCCAGUUGGAAAUAAGUAUUAUUUUCUCUCUUCUUUAUGUGCCCACGACAUUCUGACUAUGCUCGUAUCUUGGCACUUUGCAGGUAUUACAGUUCUUUCCCAAGUGUUUCUGCUUCUUUCACCAGGUUCUUAGCAUCUUGCAGUUAUGGUUCUUCCAUCCUCCUCAGUGCCUCGCUGGCACUUUGCACAUCAGGGGUACUUAAGAGUACUUUGCGUACAUUGAACAAAUUAAUCAUUCAAACAUAAAAUGAGUAAAGACCGACCUUACGCGUCAUAAUGGACUAAGUAAACAGUGUCUUAGAAGAGAUAAUGUGAUUCUCAGAUGAAUCAACAUGAGGAUAACAGGAAAUAGGCUGAGAUUUCAGCAAAAGAGAAUUCUUGUGCAUCAGAAAGCAGCCCUUGACCGGAAAGAGUGAUGAAAAAAAGUGGAUAUAGCUUACAAAAGAAGAUUAUGAAAGCUCCACUCUGAAAAUCGUUCAACAGUGUCCCAGCAUCCAUGGCUGUUUGUUUAAAAUGAAGACUUUUCUGAAAUAAAGGGCUGGGCAAAGUAAUGUUGGAGGCGGUGUUCAGGCAGGCCACCUCCGGGAAACCCAGGGCACCAGGAUGAGUAUUCUCCCUAUUUCUACCAGAGCAGCCACGCCUCUUCUUCUUUCUAACCAAGAAAUUGAGGCGAAAGAAGCCUGUGACUGGCUCCGUGCUGCCGGGUUCCCGCAAUACGCGCAGUUAUAUGAGGAUUCACAGUUUCCCAUCAACAUUGUGGCUGUCAAGAAUGAUCAUGAUUUUCUUGAAAAGGACCUUGUAGAACCUCUUUGCAGCUCACGUCUUUUUACUGAUGAAGAACAUUCUGUUGCCCGCACGGACCACAGUUUAUCCAUUCACCUGACAUCUCGGUUGUUUUCAAGUUUUGAAAAUUAUGAAAAAGCUACUGUAAACACCUAUGUGCAGGCUUUCAUGUGGAUAAGACUAAAUACGUUGAACAAGUGUGCCUCAAUGAAACUUGAUGUGAACUUCCAAAGGAAAAAGUCGUGUUUUAUUUCAUGCACGUGUCAAGAUGCCUCCACUGUCAGGCAGAUUCAGCUGGGUGACGACUCCGAUGAGGAAGAUCUUUGUAUCAGCAACAAAUGGACUUUCCAAAGAACCAGUCGCAGGUGGUCUCGUGUGGACGACCUCUACACGCUGCUCCCUCGAGGAGACAGAAGUGGGUCACCGGGAGGCACGGGGAUGAGGAACACGACCAGCAGUGAGAGCGUCCUCACAGACCUGAGCGAGCCUGAAGUCUGCUCUAUCCACAGCGAAAGCAGCGGAGGCAGCGACAGCCGCAGCCAGCCGGGCCAGUGCUGUGCAGACAGCCCGGUCAUGCUGGAUGCCCCACUGGUCGUCAGCAGCCUCCCGCAGCCCCCCAGAGACGUCCUCAACCACCCCUUCCACCCCAAGAAUGAGAAGCCCACAAGGGCUAGGGCCAAAUCAUUUUUGAAACGCAUGGAAACACUCCGAGGGAAGGGAGCCCACGGGAGGCACAAGGGGUCAGGGCGGACAGGUGGCCUGGUGAUCAGCGGGCCCAUGUUGCAGCAGGAGCCAGAGUCCUUUAAGGCCAUGCAGUGCAUCCAAAUACCAAAUGGAGAUCUCCAGAAUUCACCGCCACCUGCCUGCAGAAAAGGGCUCCCAUGCUCCGGCAAGUCGAGUGGCGAGAGCAGCCCAUCAGAGCACAGCAGCAGCGGCGUCAGCACACCCUGCCUGAAGGAACGCAAGUGCCACGAGGCCAACAAGCGUGGGGGCAUGUACUUGGAGGACCUGGAUGUGCUGGCAGGGACAGCACUGCAGGAUGCAGGGGACCAAAGCCGUAUGCAUGAGUUUCACUCCCAAGAGAAUUUGGUGGUGCAUAUUCCCAAGGAUCACAAACCAGGAACAUUCCCCAAGGCACUUUCUAUUGAAAGCCUGUCUCCCACAGAUAGUAGCAAUGGGGUUAACUGGAGGACCGGUAGCAUCUCCCUGGGCAGAGAGCAGGUCCCUGGUGCCAGGGAGCCCCGGCUCAUGGCGUCCUGCCACAGAGCCAGCCGAGUCAGUAUCUAUGACAAUGUCCCUGGCUCUCAUCUGUAUGCCAGCACAGGAGAUCUUUUGGACUUGGAGAAAGAUGACCUUUUCCCUCACUUGGAUGACAUUCUGCAGCAUGUCAAUGGGCUCCAGGAGGUAGUGGAUGACUGGUCCAAAGAUGUCUUACCUGAACUGCAAACUCACAAUACGUUGGUUGGGGAGCCUGGCUUAUCCCCCUUUCCGUCUCCUAAUCAGAUCACCUUAGAUUUUGAAGGUAACUCUGUCUCAGAAGGUCGGACGACACCCAGUGAUGUGGAAAGAGAUGUAACAUCUCUUAAUGAAUCUGAGCCUCCUGGGGUCAGAGACAGGAGGGAUUCUGGUGUAGGGGCCUCUCUGACCAGGCCAAACAGGCGACUCCGAUGGAACAGUUUCCAGCUGUCUCACCAGCCCCGGCCAGCCCCAGCAUCGCCCCACAUCAGCAGCCAGACGGCCAGCCAGCUGAGCCUGCUCCAGCGCUUCUCGCUGCUUCGCCUCACGGCCAUCAUGGAGAAGCACUCCAUGUCCAACAAGCACGGCUGGACAUGGUCAGUUCCAAAGUUCAUGAAGAGGAUGAAAGUUCCCGACUACAAAGACAAGGCUGUCUUUGGCGUUCCUCUCAUAGUCCACGUCCAAAGAACGGGACAGCCCCUGCCUCAGAGUAUUCAGCAAGCACUGAGAUAUCUACGCAACAACUGCCUCGAUCAGGUGGGUCUUUUUCGCAAGUCAGGAGUGAAGUCUCGAAUCCAUGCCCUACGCCAAAUGAAUGAGAACUUCCCUGAGAACGUCAACUAUGAAGACCAGUCUGCUUAUGACGUGGCGGAUAUGGUGAAACAGUUCUUCCGGGACCUCCCUGAGCCUCUUUUCACCAACAAGCUCAGCGAGACCUUCCUCCACAUCUAUCAGUAUGUCUCCAAAGAGCAGCGGCUGCAGGCCGUGCAGGCUGCCAUUCUGCUACUGGCCGACGAGAACAGGGAGGUCCUGCAGACACUCUUGUGUUUCCUGAAUGACGUCGUCAACUUGGUGGAAGAGAAUCAGAUGACGCCUAUGAACCUGGCAGUGUGUCUGGCCCCCUCCCUCUUUCAUCUUAAUUUAUUGAAGAAAGAAAGCUCUCCACGAGUCAUACAGAAGAAAUACGCCACCGGGAAGCCAGAUCAAAAGGACCUCAACGAGAAUCUGGCAGCAGCUCAGGGGCUCGCGCACAUGAUCAUGGAAUGCGACAGACUUUUUGAGGUUCCACACGAGUUGGUGGCCCAGUCUCGUAACUCGUAUGUGGAAGCUGAGCUCCACGUGCCCACCCUGGAAGAACUGGGGACGCAGCUGGAGGAGAGCGGGGCAACCUCCCACACUUACCUGAAUCAUCUCAUCCAGGGCCUCCAGAAAGAAGCCAAGGAGAAGUUCAAGGGAUGGGUCACGUGCUCCAGCACAGACAAUACAGAUCUUGCUUUCAAAAAGGUGGGCGACGGGAACCCCCUGAAGCUGUGGAAGGCUUCUGUGGAGGUGGAAGCGCCCCCUUCGGUGGUCCUGAACCGCGUGCUGAGAGAGCGCCACCUGUGGGACGAGGACUUUGUGCAGUGGAAGGUUGUGGAGACUCUAGACAGGCAAACAGAGAUCUACCAGUACGUGCUGAACAGCAUGGCCCCCCAUCCUUCCAGAGACUUCGUGGUUCUCAGGACCUGGAAGACUGAUUUGCCCAAAGGAAUGUGUACCCUGGUGUCGCUCUCUGUGGAGCACGAGGAAGCCCAGCUCCUGGGUGGCGUGCGAGCAGUGGUGAUGGACUCGCAGUACUUGAUAGAACCGUGUGGCUCUGGCAAGUCGAGACUGACUCACAUCUGCAGGAUAGACCUGAAAGGUCACUCCCCAGAAUGGUACAGCAAAGGCUUUGGACAUCUGUGUGCGGCAGAAGUUGCCAGGAUUAGAAACUCUUUCCAGCCCCUCAUUGCUGAGGGCCCAGAAACUAAAAUCUGAGUUUUCCCCAGUGUGACAUCAAACUCAGGGAAGAGGAAACUAAAGUAACGCGUAUGGCAGAGACUGUGCACGUGAGAAAGCGAGAGAAAGAGGAACUGACGGACGUGGUUAAUGCCUAAAAAUGGAAACGUUAAGAAGCUGGAAUGUUGGAGAUGCAAGAAUUUCCAAGAACUUUCUUAGCCUUCCUGGAGAUGGCUACAUCCCUACUAAUAUAAUUUUAAAAUGAGAACAUUUAUCUAUAUUACUUAAAAUUAAAUGGAUUAUUCCUUGUGCGUUGCCUAAUUUGCUAUUUAAAGGCUUCUAAGAAGCGUAUAUACUUAACUGUAAAUAAAUGUAUGUAUAGCAUAUGUACAUAUGUGUGUAUAUCUCCAUCUUUACUGUAUAUAUGUAAAAUACCAAUUUUAUAUAGAAUGGUGUGUUUUGAAAAGGACAGUGUCUGACUCAGUGAGUCCCUUCCUCACAUAGUUCUUUCCAAGUGGCUCUGGGCCCCAUCUCUCCACUGUCCUGUAAGCUGUGCAGAACCUGCUGCUAACACCACGGUGUGAACAUGCCCUGAUACCUAACCAAAGAUUAGUUAACCAAAGGAAAAUAACGUUAAAGGAGACUUACGUGUCGUUUUGUUUCUGUUAUUCAAAAACUGAGAGUGGAGUUCUGGGAUAAAGCAGGGAAAGAAUAAUUACUCCUCCUUAAAGCAAAGCGGAGGGUGAGAAGUCAUUACCAAGUUUAAAGCUAGAUGAGGAGUUGCCACUGGGCCCAGUAAGGUGGAAUUUCCAUGAGAUACAGACCACCGGAGUCAGUGCGAGUGACUGAAACAGAAGCGAUACCUCUCACUCCCAUGCCCACCACUACAGACCCCAAGUCAAGAUGAAUACCACAGCCUUUACUUAUUCACAGCCAAAGGGAGCCCCUGUGUUGUCUCAAGUUUUUAUAAAUACAUUUCAUAAUGUUGUUAAAUGUCAUUCCAUUUGACCAGUGGCCUAUUUGGUCACAGUUAAUUGGUGUUUCCUUAUUGCACUGAAUUCAACUUCAGACACCACACAAAGGGAGAUGGUGACCAUUCCGUUCAAACCCUAGAUCAUUACAGCUUCAGGGAAUUCAUAUUUUGCUAUGUGUAGGAUACUCUUAAAAUGUAAUUCAUUAACCUUUUACAAUCUGAAAGACAGGGUUUUUAACUAACAUAAGACCAAAACUAUGUUCUUUGAUUAGUUUUAGAAAAUAUGGUCGGGUUUAUUAAUUCUUCUGUGUUUCUUCACUAGCCAAUCCAAGCUACCUAUGCAUUUGACCCGACCUUAUUUAUUAUUGUACAGACUAAGCAAAUUGACUCCCUUUAGCCAACUGCUAAUGGAUCGAAUGUGCUUUUUAUUGUAAUUCAACAGCAAUGGAGAGAAAGAUAACUUAUUGUGUGUUUGAUUUCAGGGAGAGAGAUUUUCUUUAGUCAUUCAUAAUAGAGAUUGAUACGAUUUAGCAAUGGUGUUGGAGAAAAAAAGAAAAGCAAAUGAGCGUUUUCAGGUUUUUUUGUAUUAUAUGCAUUUCUAUAAUGUUUCUGUUAUCAGCAAUGUGCAAUUAUUUUAUUGAGAGGAAUAAAAAAGCUUUCUAUGAGUUUGAUAUGGUGCAAGGAAAAUCAUACAGUUUGAAUUAUGACCUAGAAAUGUUUCAUUCCCAUGUCUAUAAGAAGGUAGCAGCAAAUCCAUAAUUUUCCUUUCGGGCAAUGCUUUGUGAGCAAAACAAAGUCCCUUCUGCCAUAACAUCUUUAAUUUAACCACAUAUGCCAGAUUACUUUAUAUGCAUCAGCAAGAUCACUAGUGAAGUUUAGUCUAGCUAAACACUAGUCCUGCUCCUGAGAUGGGAUCCUACGUGUUUGCAAAACAUGAUAGGCACACGAGGGUGAGUGGCUUUGUAUCGCCCAGAGGGGUGCUUGUCCAGAUUUCACAUACACAUGAAUUACCUGGGGAUCUUGUGAAACUGCAGACUCUGCUCCAAGUAAUCUGGGCUGGGCCUGAGAUUCUGCAUUUCUCAGGAGUCUCAGGGAUGCCUAUGCUGCUGGCGUAAAAUCACACUCAGAAACGAGGACCUAGAAGAUCCCUAAAACAGAAUAAAAACAAAUGUGAUUGUAUUUCUGACUCUCCCUCUCUUCGAAUUAUCUGACUUUUUUGUUUUUGUGCACAUAGUAAUCAUAUCACUGCUACAUAACAACACGGUGCAUCUUUUUUGAAAAAGGAAAAGGGAAAGGAGAAAAAACGAUGCAUCAAGCUUGUUUGUCAAAUACCACAGUAUUUUAUUCAUUGUUAUCUUGCCAAUGGAAAUAAAGUAUGCUAUUGCAUUUAAAUAUUAUAUUUAUACCUCAUGUAUAUUUUUACCUCAAUUGUUGGUAUCAAUCAUCAAUUGUAAAUAAAUAAUUGCCAAGGCAAAUAAAUUUAUAUAUAUUAAAUA